Molecule: messenger RNA, 1405 nt
Organism: Anarrhichthys ocellatus (wolf-eel)
Lineage: Eukaryota; Metazoa; Chordata; Actinopteri; Perciformes; Anarhichadidae
Product: protein POLR1D
Exons: 3
Coding region: 104-553 (149 amino acids)
Source: RefSeq, a predicted model, not a curated record
CGGAGAAGUAAACAGAAAAAGAUGUAUGCUAGCGUCAAUUAACAUUUAAUCAUAGAUUUCAGUUGAAUUGACGUCUUAACAACGUGUAUUUAAUAACGAGGCGAUGGCAGAGGACAAUGAGCUGGAGAAGCGUGCAGUGGAGGAGCUCCUAAAGGAGACUGACAGGGCUCGAGUGAGAGCAGAGACCAUGGGCCCUGCAGGAUGGUUGAAGUGUCCCCUGCGGAGCACCAACAAGCGCUUCCUCCUCAACACCCUGCGCUCCACCGGCCUGCAGCAGCGCACCUCUGAGUCCAGAGACGGACACUCCGCCACGAGAGGGCGCCUGAGGAGCGACUCCCCGGACAGAAGCCGCAACCGCAGCAGAACGCCUCCCAGAGAUCACAGAAGUACAGGGGGCCAUGCAGACCAUAAACACCAUCACAGGGACAGCUGCAAUAACAAAGAUAAGAAGCCGGAUAGAGACAGAGAGAGGAGUUACAGACACAAAGACAACAGGGACAGGAGACAUGGAAGGGAUGGCCAGAACAGAGACAAAGACAGACUUCAUGAAUAAAGACUUCUGUCUGGCGGAGGAACACUGAUUUUACUGAGGCCACUCCCUGUUCAGGGUGCACAGAGGUGGAUACUCCUGAAACUGCUCACUGACCAGCUAACACACCUCACAGAACUGCCAGCUGACUGAGAGAACUGACCUGUGCACCUGUCUGAGAAGACGUUUGAAGUUUUUAUUCCUGAUGGUAGAUGAUGUUCAGCCAGUAGCCAAGAUUAAGCUUUUUUUUUUUUUCUGAUUUUCCACUUAAAUUGCAGUGAAUAAACUACCAAGUGGCCGUUAUAGCCCACGUAAUCAGGGUGAUUUCUCACAAAAGUUUUUAAAGCCAUUAUUGUCCUCUCCUCACACAUGACUCAUGGUCUGUUGUAAUUCUGUUUCGCAGUGAAGGAGGUUUGAUUUCAAUGAUAUGGUCAUUACCAUUCUUCUGUCAUCACUCACCCGUCAUAAUGUUUACAUAAGCCAUGCUGCUGUCGCCACACUAGGUAAGCACAUUUUAUCGCGUGUCUAACUUUUUGGACAUGUAUAUAGGCCUACCGGCUAUCACAAACUGAUUUGUUUGUCAAAGGAGAGAAAAAAAAAAAACCCUGACACUCCUUACAUGUGUCCUAGUGUACAACUAAUCUCCAGUAAUGGAUUAAUAGCAAUAAGGCUGUAAUGACAAUAACGUACAAGUGAUUAAACUCACAUGCAUAUUCCCAUGUGUUUAAGUGGGGUCACCAGGGUUUCAGGACAACAGAUGGAAAUGUGCUCAAGCGUUGAAACCUUUCGCAUCCAUUUGGCCGGUCUCCAUGUGUGUAAGCAUACACUCUUUUAUUGUUCCACACCACCAGCGUUUUAUAAAAUGGACAACUGUCA